Molecule: messenger RNA, 984 nt
Organism: Cuscuta campestris
Lineage: Eukaryota; Viridiplantae; Streptophyta; Magnoliopsida; Solanales; Convolvulaceae
Source: the annotation of a GenBank genome assembly
AGAGCUCCAAGAUCCUUUUUUCUCUCCUUUCUUGCUGCGUUAAUCAUCAAAAAAAAUCGGCAGAGCCGAGCUCUCCUACCAGGUCGUGCACAGCCAUGGCGUCUAUCUCUUCUGAUCCUAUGGAUCGUCUCCCUACGGGUCUCAAGUUGUUUGUCCGGAAUCUCCAAUCUCUAACCCCGGUCAAGCUUGAUGACACCAAUUAUCCCUCUUGGUCAGCCACUGUACGUGCAAAUCUCCUCGCUCAUCGUCUUCUCGGCUAUGUGGAUGGAUCUGAACCGUCUCCUCCGUCUCUUAUUCUUGAUGAGAAGGCUGCGUCACCGGGAAAGGAUGAACCGCCGGUUAUGAAACCAAAUCCGGCCUAUGAAUCCUGGUGUAUUGUUGACGCUCAAAUUCGGGCCUGUCUCCUUGCUAUUGUCUCACCUACGGUUCAGACACAUAUUCAUGCUCUUCCCACCUCGCUUGCAAUUUGGAAUCAUCUAGAACAACGGUACAACUCUCUUUCACGAACUCAUAUAUUUCAGUUGAAGGAGCGUCUCCAUGGUGUUACGAAGGGGACCGAUUCGAUGCAAUCCUAUUUGGACACGGUUCUCACGAUUGUGUCGUCUCUCAAACUGGCUCAUGAAGAAAUCUCUGAACAAGAUAUUAUCCUUUGUGUUCUACGAGGUCUACCGGCCGACUAUGCCUCCCUCAAGCAAAAUAUUCGCACCAAUAUUGCCACCGUCACUUUUAAUCAGGAAGCUAUGGAAGAAAUUCAAGAAAAGGAAAGGGGUGAGAUUGUGAGAACCCACACCUUAAAGAAGCCCGCCAAGAUUUUUUGAGAGGGAUUUCUCCCCUUUAAAUAUGGAGAGGCUACGAGAAAAAAGGGAAGGACAAGCUCCAGGGUACUAGCAAGGGAAACAACUGCUGAGGAGGAAAGUCAAAGACGUGGAGGCCGAGCCAAAGGAGUUCUUAUUUAAUUUUUAAUAAUAAAUAAAUUAAUGGGCU